This is a messenger RNA of Myzus persicae (green peach aphid), 1341 nucleotides long. RefSeq lists its product as uncharacterized. The record is from RefSeq and is a predicted model, not a curated record. Lineage: Eukaryota; Metazoa; Arthropoda; Insecta; Hemiptera; Aphididae. The transcript has a single exon. The coding region runs from base 1 to 1341 and encodes 446 amino acids.
AUGACGGACAUAAAGGACCUUGACCGGUUAACUCGUGGUAAGGCCCGCGCGGAAGUACUGCGUACAACGGUAGUAGCCAGCAUCAGGUCGGUUCACGAACUUGCGUUACGUGUCUCGAGUGAACCGAAUGUAGUUCCUCAAUUUUUAGUUGCCGUGACCGACCUCGAUAUGCUGUGGACUCCAUUUAAACUUGAGGACGAGGCGGUUUUAGGCUUUCUAGUUAGCCUAGACAAGAUUAGCGAGUACGCGUCAGGUCUGCCGGCCGAAGUCCGUGCACUUAUCACCGAAUCAAAAGCGAUUGCUGAUAGUCUCAUUCCAAAAGGCGCGGAUGCCGUCGAUAUGUCAUACAUCAAUUCAAAUUUUAUAUCUCGAAAUGUUCCGACCCCAUUAGCACCGCCGACCGUUAUUAAUAAUUCUAAUUCGCGUCUGCCGGAGAUACCGCUGCCCAAGUUUGAUGGGGAUUUCAAGUAUUGGCCUACCUUUCGAGAUAGAUUUAAAGCGUUGGUUGAUAGUAGGUCCAAUUUAACGCCUAUCGAUAAGAUGUAUUAUCUAAUCGGCUGUCUACGCGGGUCAGCUGCGGAAGCCGUGCGGAGCAUACCGGUUGCGUCUGAUAGUUACGAUUUAGCAUGGACAACUUUAUCGAAUAGGUUCAAUCGCCCGCGUAUGGUCGCGACAUCUUUAGUCGACAAAUUGUUGAACGUCCCGUCGUCCACUCAAGAGUCACUCCCGGAGUUAACAAGUUUCUUGUGUGAGUUCAGCGAGUCCGUGUCAUUAUUGAAUGCGCUGAACAUUCCGGACCUCAGUUCAUUUUUAUUAUUCGCGCUAGCAUUCCGCCGGCUCCCUAUCUCCACCCGUAAGCUCUUCGAAUCAACCGUGAAAUCCGACUACCCGUCAAUGAGUGAGUUACUAACCUUUGUUGAGUCGCGGGUGUCUAUAUUAGAGCUCGUCGGCGAUCCGUCGAGUAAAACCAACAAGGGUACCACGGCAUCAAAACCAUUUUACGGCGACCAGUUGCGUAAGGGGGGAGAUCGGCAUAAAGGGCAACAGUCGUCUCAUGUUACAUCAUUCGUUACCGCCGAGUCGAAUAAGUCUUGUCCGUGUUGCUCAGAGCCUCACUUAUUAGAGUCGUGCCCCCGAUUUAAGUCCUGGACAGCCGAUGACCGUACACGUUGGACCCGGGAGAAAAAAUUAUGUUUUAUGUGUUUUAGUGCUAGUCACUGGUCUAACCAAUGCAAGUCUAAGACCCGAUGUCACUUAUGUAAUCGCAGGCACCACCACCUGGUUCACAUUCAACCGACCGAACAACGCAAUAGGAACGAAGCUCCGCGGUCCGAUACGUAG